AUGGAUAUCAUCGAUCGAUGCAAAUUAUACCCCCUAGACAAGUUUUUUCGUCCCACUCGGUGUUCGCUAUCAUGGCUUACUGCUCUGUCGGCUACUGACAGGCUGAAGGAAAUCCGAUUUCUACACGUUAUUGAGACAUCCAUUGGGCUUAUUACUUCAUGGAAACAGCUUUUACUGGACCAGUUACUUAGCCGGGAGCCUCCAGGCGCGGUACUCAUAAUAGACGCCAUAUCAGUUUGGUCCGAAGCUGCCCGGAAGGCGACGAAUAAAGACCGGGUUCACUACAUUAACAACCCCAGCCUGCUACAGUUUGCAGGUAUCGUUGGGUUCCUUGCCCAGCUAAAUGAGAGUCCUGAGAUGACGGUAAAGAGUCGAUGCGAAAGCAGUGCCUCUAUCAACCUACCGCUCACAACCAUUAUUAUAGAUAACUUAUCGAUUUAUAACUAUCAAGAAGGAUUGAACCUCAUUGCGCUUCGAAAGAUGUUUGACACACUCCAUGAAACCUUUGGAUGUGUUAUAAUAACGUUUGGAUAUGGAAUUGAAUAUUAUGAAGGGGUGGAGAACAGUUUUCCGGCCAACUCCUCGGAAUUAAAGGGCCCUUGGCCCACCAGACUUGAUCAGGCAUAUUUAAAGUCUAUGGAUUCUGUCCUAGCACUUUCAGAAGACCCUCGCAGAUGA
Molecule: messenger RNA, 678 nt
Organism: Eremothecium sinecaudum
Lineage: Eukaryota; Fungi; Ascomycota; Saccharomycetes; Saccharomycetales; Saccharomycetaceae
Gene: PSY3
Product: Psy3p
Exons: 1
Coding region: 1-678 (225 amino acids)
Biological process (GO): recombinational repair
Cellular component (GO): Shu complex; nucleus
Source: RefSeq, a predicted model, not a curated record